Messenger RNA from Aspergillus luchuensis, 1386 nucleotides. RefSeq lists its product as uncharacterized. The transcript has 4 exons. Bases 1 to 1386 code for a protein of 461 amino acids. The record is from RefSeq and is a predicted model, not a curated record. Lineage: Eukaryota; Fungi; Ascomycota; Eurotiomycetes; Eurotiales; Aspergillaceae.
AUGUGGGUGGACUUGUGUUGCUUUUUGAUUCCCAUUCUUUUUGUAUUAACUGACUGUACUAAUGGUCAAAUUUCUCUUUUACCCAUUGUUAUUCGAGAUACGCUGAAGACUCUACCUUUACUCUCUACCUGCGCUGCCUGGCCUUCUGUGGUUCCUAACGCUACAGGACGGAGACAGCCAAUAAGGAAAAAGCCAAAAGUAUUUGUGAAGUGCCUCGCAUACUACAAUUCUAAUCUCGCAUUAGCUCCUUCAUCUUAUUGUUACGUCGUACGCCACCAGAAUCCAAUGGCGCCCAAGCUUUUAUUUCUUUUCGAGAAAGACAAUGACCGAUAUUGGCUGUCGGAUGCUACGGGUCUCCCGAUAGCAGAUGGCUGUCCUCUGCUUGAUCUGACAGACAAGGAAUUGGUCUAUGAGACGGAACUGCUGAUGAUGGUCACUAGUGCCAUGGAAGCGAAGUUGAUGCCCACGAAUUACAACUACCUUGCUAGCUAUAAAAUUGCUGAAACCUACUACGUGUUGCUUGAGGAACGCCUUGAUGGAGGACGAUUUCCGGCUAUAUCACCCUCAUCUAACUCAGCGACUCUCGAUGAUGGCGAUUCCGUAGGUUCUGACGAUGAAACACCCACAACACGUUAUCCGCCCACCUACAGUCUCUCGGACGGUGAGGAUAAAGAUUGUGCCGCUAGUGAAAUCGUGGCUCCCUCUCAGAUCACCACCAACCCCAGUACUUCUAGCGAUGGUGGCAUCUUGACUCCCUCUCAAAGCACCGCCACCACCAGAGCUUUCAGCCCUGUCGACGUCAACAAGAGCGAUGAUCCCAAACGAGACGAGUUUAUCAUUGGUGACUCUGACGGCCGUUCAAAAGACAAAAAACCAGUUUCCAGUACUGGGAGUUCUUACAAAAACCCCGAGGUUGCUACCAACUACGCCUUCGAUACGAAUAGCGAGCCUAUAAAUGAUGGCCACAGCCACCGCCAACCGAUCUCAACAGACAAAGUGCCACCGCGCCGGGACCCUUCCCAGGCUGCGACCGAUCUGAUCUCGCAAAUUGGUCGUUCAGGCCUAACAUGGGGAGCGAUGGACCCUUCAACUGGUUAUUGUAUUCAGUUCGAUAUCAACAAGGCGCCUAUCCCAAAAUUUGUCCAGGUUAGCCCUGAUACGGAGAAUCCAAGCAGACCAGACGCACAAUCAAAGAGCAAUCGUUUUACCCCAUCAACGACUCGCAAGCCUCUCCCUCAUCCUGUGGCAACUGAUGGCCUGUCUAUUCGGCGUGAUAAGCCUUAUUGGACCGAGUUUGGUUUGCAUUGGCCCCCCCCUGAUGGGCCACUCUAUCUGCCCCCUUUAGACCCCAAUGACCCUUAUAAAGUACCGGAUUCACCGCUAUAA